Molecule: messenger RNA, 798 nt
Organism: Capronia epimyces CBS 606.96
Lineage: Eukaryota; Fungi; Ascomycota; Eurotiomycetes; Chaetothyriales; Herpotrichiellaceae
Exons: 2
Coding region: 1-798 (265 amino acids)
Biological process (GO): protein folding in endoplasmic reticulum
Cellular component (GO): EMC complex; membrane
Source: RefSeq, a predicted model, not a curated record
AUGGCUGUUCAGGGGACUGAGCAGGUGAUCCACCGGGAUCCUGCCUUGUUCUACUGGAUCCUGCUCCCAAUCACGAUUGUUAUGAUUCUCACAGGUGUUCUUCGACAUUAUGCCACCGUACUCCUCGCCAGCCCUUCCAAGCCGCCUGCCACAUUGCUUGAGUCUCGCGAACGACAAGCUCUCAUACGUGGGAUUAAUCUGCGAAACAAUGCCGCCGCGGCAAUCUCGUCCUCAGCUUUCAACACGCGGAAAGAAUAUCUCAUUGAUGGGUACAAAAAGGGCACUUUUCUAAGGGGCGGGGCAGAAUCACGAGGUCAAGCGGCACCAAACCCUAUGUCUGAUCCAGCUGCCAUGGAAGGAAUGAUGGGGAUGAUGAAAGGAAACAUGGCCAUGAUGAUCCCGCAAACACUCAUCAUGUCUUGGAUCAAUGCCUUCUUCGCCGGCUUUGUUAUUCUCAAGUUGCCUUUCCCUCUUACCAUUCGAUUCAAAUCCAUGCUACAGUCGGGCGUUAUGACUCGAGACCUGGAUGUCAGAUGGGUCUCGAGCUUGUCCUGGUACUUUUUGUGCCUGUUUGGCCUCCAGAGCGUGUUUAUAUUCAUUCUCGGCAACGAGAAUUCGGCCAGUCAAGUGGCUCAGCAAAUGGCUCAAGCAAAUCCCGGGGCCACUGCGAACCCUUUUGGUCCCGGCCAAGAACCUGACAAGAUGUUUCAGGCUGAAGCAGAGAAUUUGGAAGUCCUUGAACACUGGAGUGUUUUGGACGGCGCUGAAGACAGACUGCUACAGAUCUAUGGUAGCUAG